Molecule: messenger RNA, 2886 nt
Organism: Closterium sp. NIES-67
Lineage: Eukaryota; Viridiplantae; Streptophyta; Zygnematophyceae; Desmidiales; Closteriaceae
Source: the annotation of a GenBank genome assembly
CGAGGCUGCUGCCUAAACCCGUAGCGCACCGUGCUGGCCUAGUUCCCCUACCUCCACCUAUUCCGGAACACUUCUCGGUAUUGCGGGUGCGUUACCAUGGCAAUGCGAUACGCCCACAACCCGUGCUACCACUAGCGCAGCCACACUGAUACCCGCCGCAAUACCAGGCUUCCCGUUCUCCGCCGCGAUGUGCGGCAAUGGUUCGUGCUAACUUUCUCCGAUACACCUAACCAGGAACGCCGGCCCGGUUCCAGCUUUCCGUAUGCUCCGUUUUUCUGCCGGAAACUUCCAUAUUUCUGACGGAAUAGGCUCUGAGAGCAGCGGGACCAGUCACCAGUGCCGCAAAACUUGAACUGACGCUGCUGGCGCCGUUGCUACUGGCGCCAUUGCUGCCGGCGCCGUUGCUGCUGGCGCCGUUGCUGCUGGCGCCCUUUGCUGCUCCGCAUGCCAAAAUAGACUCAUAAUUCCCCAUCGCGACCCCUGACACAGGCUCUCAGGCAUCUCAGCCUCUCAGGCAUCUCCGCCUGCGGACUUUUAACUAUCAAGCGCCUAGAUAGCAACUUAGACUGAGACGGUUCAAAGCCUUCACCGCUCGCCAUGCGGCCGCCAUGGCUGGGAUCGUCCCCUCCCGCCAGCGCCGGCAGCCCGUUCAGCGCGUCCAGCAACCCCGGCGGCUUGAUUCUCAGCGCCGGGAGACACGGCGGGAUCGGCGCCGGGUUUGGCGGCGGGCUGUUUAACUCCCUGUGGUCGUACGCGCGGCCCUGGCGGUGGUGGCUCGCGAUAUUAAUCAUCUGCGCGUUUCAAGGGCCUUAUUAUGGCACUGGUCGAACACCUCCGCUAUAGUCUUCCCCGAUCAGAAAAGCGCAUCGGACGCCGCGAUCGGCGGCGGGGGUAGCGGCAAAGGGGGGUCGCUGAACAGGCAGAGAUUAGGCGACGCUGCCGCGGCCGCCGCCGCCGCUUCCGUGUUCAGGCGGCACCUAAUCAUAGGGUCGCAGCAGCAGGCGCAAGAUGUCUCUAAUCUCCGGUCCGGAUCCUAUACCUCGACCACCGCGUCGCUAUCCGCGGCCGCCUUAGAAGAGCUAGUUCGCAAGGUGGCUGAGAACGUGUCGCAGCGCAUCGAGUCGCACGAGGCGGUGUUAGUUAAUCUGGGGAUUAAGCUGCUCAACCGCGAGCAGCACCUGUCUAAGAUCGACCAGGUUAUAGCGGCGCUAGGGAAAAUCCCCCCCGAAACCGUCCAAGCGGUGCUGCAAGCACAGCUAGACAGCAAAAAGCAGCAGGAAAGGGGAGGCGGAGGGGAAGGGGGAGCGGGAGGAGCAGGGGUAGGCGGAGGACAAGGGGGAAGCGGUCAGGCGGAAGCAGGGGGCGCGGGGGGCGGGUCAGGGGGAGGCGCGGAAGGGGAGGCGUGGGGGGAGCUUCCGGAGCCCAUCCCCCCUCCGCCUAAGCCGUGCAAGCGGCAGAAGGACCUAGGGCGGUCGGGGGGGAAGGUGGUCUGGCGGGUGGAGGAGGGGGGGGAGGGCAGCCCCAGAAAGUACCUCCUGGCGAUGUGCUCGGGCGGGCAGCUGAGCAACCGCAUCUCGUGCCUAAGGCAGCACUUUCUGGACGCGGCGCUGCUGAAUCGCACCUUGGUCUUUCCGUCGCACGGGCCUGGUGUGGACUAUGACUAUGAGCGGCUGCUGGAUAUGGAGGCGCCGAGGCGGUGCUUUGGCAACCAAACGUUUCUAACUCUGGACGAAUAUGCUGCAAUACAAGAGGCCAAGCACCCCACGCGGAGGAAGCACGCGCCGGUGAUGGUGGUGGAUGUGUUUGUGUGCCACGUGCACCACUACCAGACUGAGAGGGAAUGUGGGUAUAUCAGACAACGCUACCAGCAGUUGCACAUUCAAUUCGCCCGCACGGUGAUCCCCGAGAAGCGCACCCCGAGCCCGUGGUUCAAGUACCCCUCCAAAGAGUUCAUCUCUCUCUUCAGCUACGACGACUCUGUGAUCGCUUUUGGCAACAUGUUCGGCGUCAGCGGGCAGGACCUCCGCUUCCACCAUGCGCGGCCACUAGUGGUGCUGCCGGGGUGCAAGUACUACAUCAUGCCCUCGCCCAUGGUGCGCCAGGCAGCUGCCGGGUUCAUCAACUCCUACCUUGGCAGCACCACCGGCAUUGUCAGUGCAGGUGGUGAUGCGGGUGCUGGAGUUGCUGGUGGUGCUGCUGCUGCAGCUGGCAGUGGUGCCAGUGGUGGUGCUGGUGGUGGUUUCAUGGCAUUGCACAUGCGGAGAGGCGAUUUCUACCAGCAUUGCGUCAACAUGAAGGGGCACUCCAAGUUCGCCUGUUACCACCCUAUCCGCCAGCUGGCGGCGUGCGUGGCAAGGCGCCUGGAUGAGAACCCUGGAGUGCGGGCGAUCUACCUCUCCACCAAUGGGGAUGACGAUGAGGUGGCGAUGUUUCGGGAGUUUCUGGCAUUUGAGCGCGCACGGCCGCGGAAAUAUGUCAUAAAUGGGACGACUGAGGACGGCCGUGUGGGGAGUGUGGUUCGUGUACGCGGGGGCCGGACAGGUUUUUUCUCCUCCGUGCCUGUCCCGGUGGUUCGGAUGUCGACCAAGAGCUUGGAGACGCAGCCUUGGGCCGAGUCUCUGGUGCAGGCUGGAGCACAUAAUGAUUCGGUGGUGAUUUCUUAUGUGGAGAAGGCGAUAUGUGUCAUGUCGAAUGUGUUUUUUGGCACGUACGGGUCUACCUUUACAGGGGAUAUUGUGCGGCUACGGGAUUGGCUGUUUUUAAACAGCUGUAACGAUGGGAUGAUGUGCCCAGAAACAGACCAGGCGGAGCUUAUCACGCCUUUUGAGAGCUAGGUUCAAAUGAUUCUCUAAUCUCAUUACAUAAUGUUUGCAAGGGGUAUAUAGA